Molecule: messenger RNA, 837 nt
Organism: Tetrahymena thermophila SB210
Lineage: Eukaryota; Ciliophora; Oligohymenophorea; Hymenostomatida; Tetrahymenidae
Product: transmembrane protein, putative
Exons: 1
Source: RefSeq, a predicted model, not a curated record
UUUAAUUUCAUAAUUAUUUCUUUUCAAUAAAAAAAUUUCUUAUCUAAAUUAAAAAAUUUCUAAUAGAAAUAUUUGAUAUUAAGUUUAAAACGAUGAUAACUUUACUAAACAAAUUAUAAUUUAUUAACAAGUAAAACUUUAAAAAGGUAAAAAAAAAAAUGAAUUUUAAACAAAUAAUCUUUAUCACUAUUUAAUUACUCAUUUUAGUCAGUGCUGAUAUCUGUACUUUUUCUAUUAGUUAGCUUAAUAAUUAAGUAUUAAAGCUCAUAAACUAAAAAAAAUGUGAUUAAUGUUUCACUUCUGAUGUUAAGUUGACUAUUUAAUCUAACAAUUAGUAAAUCACCUCUCUAACUUUAACAGCUACCUCUAAUUUGAGUACAGUCACAUCUCUUGAUUUGUUACCAACCACCAAAUCUUUGACUUUAAACCAAAGCUUUAUGGUAGAAUCAUAUACUAAAGGAAUGAUUUCUUCUUUCAACUUUAUCGCUUAAUGCAAAACCCAAAUAGUUAAUGGAUUUGUUGUUUAAGAUUUGGUGUUUAAAGCUAUAUUAAAUGAAAAUACUCAAUAUUUUGAACUAAGCAACGUAACUAGUGGGACUAGCGCUAGUGGAACAAGCGGAACUAGUGGAACAAGCGGAACUAGCGGAACUGGUAGUAAUAGCUCAUCAACAAAAAUAAGCUUUGUAUUAUUUAUCCUUAGCUUAUAUUUGCUAUUUUGAUAAUCAUAAAAUUAGAAGCAAAUUAUUAAAAAACUAUUUAAAUUUUUUUAUAUUUAAAUUGUGUUUGUUUAUUGUUAGUAAAAACCCUUUAUGGUAAUUAAUUCAUCUCACUCAAAAC